UCCUUCGUCACUCUGUCACCCACUUCUUUUAUCUACCAUACUGUACUUCCCCGCUGUCAGUCUCCAGAGUUCGGCAUAUCUACCUACUACGCCGUAUUACCUAUUACUUCCUAUCUAUAUCUACAAACAUGACAUCCAAUUCAUCAGAAGGUCAUGAUCUCAUAUUCGCCGGUGGGGUAGGAAGACUCACUAGAGGUCGGUACGACAAACCAGAGGCUCGGAUAUUCGCAUAUAUAGCUCUCGAAAUGGGGGUUUUACCCGAGAAGAUCCUGGUUGAGCCCCUUUCUACAAACACCGGCGCGAAUAUUCCUUUCACGCACGCAUUACUCCAGGAGAGAGAACUGCAUCUUAAAUCAUUCCUGCUGGCGCAGAAGCCGUACAUGGAAAGGCGAACCUAUGCGACCUUCAAGAAGCAAUGGCCCGGACCCUGACAUUCAGAUCAUGGUCACUUCACCCCAAUUCAAACGGAACGAGUAUCCCAAUGCCGACGAUCCAGAAGAGUUAGUCAUAAAUAUUGCUGUGGGUGACUUACUUCGCAUUCGUGAUUAUCCGUCCCAAGGAUUCUAGAUUCCCCAGCAUAUCCCUGACGAAGUUUGGGAAGCAGCCCAACGCUUAAUCCGCCUAGGUUAUAACAGUCAUUUACCCU
Molecule: messenger RNA, 646 nt
Organism: Hypoxylon fragiforme
Lineage: Eukaryota; Fungi; Ascomycota; Sordariomycetes; Xylariales; Hypoxylaceae
Product: DUF218 domain-containing protein
Exons: 1
Coding region: 129-431 (100 amino acids)
Cellular component (GO): plasma membrane
Source: RefSeq, a predicted model, not a curated record